CGCGCGUAUGUGCAACGAUCGAACGUAGCAGACGGAACAUAUUGUUUCGUCAACGUUUAUUUCUGUUCCAACGUGCGCAAAUUCUUCAUCGAGUACGCACUGAUUGAUCAAACAAUUUUCCCGAGAUAUUUCCAUCGGAAUUGCACUUAUUCCGUGAGAUUUCCAUUGUUUAAGAUCCUUCUUGGCGAGCUCCUGUCACUCUGCCCGUCCUCCUGUCUAUUUACACAACUUCGACUUCCGACCCGCGAUGGAAACGUCAAUGUGACAAUCACAAUCACGAAUAUGACAUUGGUAUCAGUUUGAUUUGAAAAACUGUCAAACUGUGAAAUAAGAGAAAAUGCUUGGGUGAAGCCUGACGUGGCUAGACAAGAAUUCGUGAAAAUUCACUCGUGAAAACUCAAUCUCGCGAUAAUGCUCGAGGAAAGCUAUACUUUACGCUUAAUCGCUGAUAAAGACCAUCGAGUAGGAAAUUUCCAAUGAACGUUCCACUAUAUGGGCUUCUUGGAGUUGCGGCUGCUGUACUCGUGUAUGUUGUUGGGAUUGGAAUGAUAGCAAAGCUGUUUGUCUGUCUGCUAGCCUUAAUUUUAGGAAUUUUCACGUGUAUAUAUAGAACAUAUGGCGCGAAUGUCGACAAUGCAGUUAAAUCUGAAAGGGAAGACUUAAACAAGAAGACUGAAAAGUUACGGCAGUAUAUUCUAGAUCUGUCCAACCAGAAGAUGACUUUUACUUUAGAUAGGAGGAUCACCGGCAGCCGCAUUAUUGACGAGUCCCUGCAAGAAAUAUUAGAUUUCGUUAUCAGAGAUUAUGUGGAACCAUGGUACAGCAUUAUUACAGACGACGAGGAAUUUAUAUAUUCCGUUCGAGAUACUGCUCAGAAAAUAGCCAUCAACAUUGCAAAUCGAGUGAAAGGUGUGGACUGGAUACCAUAUUUAACUACGCGCCUCGUGGACGAUGCAGCUUCCCACGUUAGACUGUAUCGACAGGCAAGAGCGAGGACAAAGCAACUUCGGUCGAAGAAACUGCAGAAAGGUAGUGCAAGCUCGAGCACCUCCAGCGGCACACCUAAGAAGACACCCACACAUAGACGGAAUAAAAGCGAGACAGACGUGUCUUGGUAUUCUCAGUCCAAGUUCUACAUUCCCAAUUUGUCUUCUCUCACUGAGCCAAUCGAGAGCAACGAAGAGAAAGAAGAGGAGUCGUUGGAGAAAAUAUUUUUCGAUCUAGAGGUGCAGAUGGAGAACAAUCUAAUCUGCAGGGAUCUAGUAUGCACUAACAGCAUCCAGGAACUCGAAUUUCUGGGAGAAAUAUCGGAAAUUCUGUUGUAUCUCGUAUUGCCAAAGGGAGACUUUGAUUGCCUGACUGUGAGAUUUAUAUUGAGGGAGUUGUUAGUGAACGUGAUUAUCAAACCAUUGUUGGAUUUAUUCUCUGAUCCUGAUUAUAUUAAUCAGGCGUGUAUAUGGCUGUGCGCUAAGGAAGGUGGCUUACCUAGUGACGUGUUUUUAACGGUGAUCAGAGUAACCGAUAGCUUAGACGAAUUGACGGCGACAAAGAAUAUAGUUUGUAAAGAAAUAGCUCAUCUUCGUUCCAAGGAUUCUGGAGGGGAGGAUGACCUAUCGGUGAAACAACAAUUGAAUAGUUUACUUUAUGUGAAAAAAAUCUUAGAAACCAGAAUUAUCGGAAUGCAGGAGGGGCUGGAGUCGGAGACCGACGGAAUCGGUACUCAGCCCGAUUGGAACAGGCUGCUAAUACCCGGGCAGAAGUUAGUGAAUUUACCUCUAGAUGAGCUACUGAAAAACAAUAUCGCCUUAAGUUACUUCAUCGACUACAUGACCUCCAUAAAUGCAGAAUCGUACCUGUUCUUUUACCUGAAUAUCUAUGGCUGGAGAGUAUCGGCGGAGCAACAGAUAUCGAACAUCGAAUUGCAAAAGCUACACGUGGCCCAAGCGACCCCUGCUCUCGUGGGCACUAAGCGCAAAAACACAGAUCUAGAAAAUUUGAAGGAGGCAGCCACCAAAAUUUACCAGCAAUAUCUCAGCGACAAGGCAUCCCCUAAGUUGCAGUUGGAUGAUGCCUUGGUAAAGACUUUGUUGACUAGAAUAAGAACUGAACCUGUGAAAGAGACGUGGUUCGACGAUCUCAGAUCUUGCUGUUACGAAAAAUUACAGAACGAAGAUCGAUUUCUACCAGGUUUCAAAAGGUCCAUGGCUUACGUAAAGCUUCUUGCAGAAUUAGAUCUCCUGAAAGAUCCAACGUCUGAAGAGGACACGAAAUCUUUGGAUAGUAUUAGCUUGUCGAGUACGAAUAACGAAUUGGAGACGCUGGACGAGAUGUCUGAGAUGUACAAAUCAGAGGACGCUAAACCAGCUGAAUUGAAAGAUAGCAAAGAGAAGUCUAGCUCUUCGACGAGUUUGGCUAGUAUUGUGGAGCCAAAUGAGGACAAAUCAACCGAGUCUGAUUCUACCAUCAACGUUAAGACUAUGAAAAGCAUGAGGAAAGCGGCCAGCAUCGAUACAGACCACAUUAGCGAAGGCAAGGACAUCUCUUUCUAUCUGGAAUCGAAUGCAGAGCAAUUUGUUAAAUUGGAUGAAAAUACUUACGAUCAGAAUGCCAUUAAGAAGCUACAACAGGGAAAAUUCGAAAUUACUGCCAAAAUUAUCGAAACUGGGAUAGUCAAUGAUCGCGGGAAAACUUACGGAAUUUACGCAGUAGCCGUGACUAAGAAUUACGACUCGGGUUAUCAGGAGAAGUGGCACAUUUAUAGAAGAUACUCUGAUUUCUACAAUCUUCAUCAGAAGAUCAAGGAAAAAUAUUACGACCUAGCGAAAAUUCCUUUUCCAGCGAAGAAAGCUUUUCAUAACAUGGAAAGAACAGUUUUGGAAAGAAGAAUGUUGAUGUUGAAUGCCUGGCUGCAUCAAUUAACAAAACCAACUGUCGUCGAGGGACACAUGGGUCUACAGAAUUUGUUAUUGAGCUUUCUGGAGCAAGGAGAUUACGACAAAGGCGUCACGGGCGGACAGAUAUCCAAAACGAUAGAUACUCUGAUGAACCCGUUGAAAACGUCAAUGAAAACAGUAACUCAGGCAGUGAAAACUAUGCCGGAUAAUAUGCUGAAUACAGUAGAUGAAGUUAUGGACAAUAUAAGUAAAUUCUUUGGCAAUCCAAAAAAACCUAACGCCUUCUAUGAGAACACCAAAGUUAGUGCUAGUCUGGACGUGGAGACCGACGACAACAUUCCUUUACGAAUAAUGCUACUGUUGAUGGAUGAAAUUUUCGACCUAAAAGUAAGAAAUCAGUGGCUCAGACGAAGAAUAAUCACGUUACUCAGGCAGAUCAUUCGCACUAUGUUUGGCGAUAUAGUAAAUCGAAGAAUAGUCGAAUACGUUUCCUUACUAACAAGUCCAGCCAGAGUAGCUGGAUAUUUAAAGUUAUUUAAGAAUAGUUUCUGGCCGAAUGGAAUCAAAGCCGAGAAGAAACCACCGAGGGACGCUGAAAUGAAAAACAGGACAAGAGUGGCAGCCAAGGUGGCACUUCUGUCAUGUCUUUCAGAUGAAUUGAAACAUAUCAUAGGUAGUGAAACAACUAGGAGAGGUCUCCUGAGAGUGUUCGAAUUGUUCCAGCGACCUGUGCUUAACAGAAGACUUCUGUAUGUGCUCCUAGAAGGAAUUGUCGAGACUCUGUUUCCCCAGAACAACUUGGUAGACAUUUUCCGGAAGCUCUACUCGAUUUCACCAAGGGUGCAACAUAGAAACUUUCAGAGAACUUAAGAUCUGAUAAUUUUAUUUAGUGUUUCUCGGAAUUCAGAACGCCUACGAAUCUCUCUCUCUUUUUUUUUAUCGAAUGCUGUCUGCACCAAAGAUCUUGAACAGAAAAGUGAAACGUGGGGAAACUGUGGGGGAACUUGAUUUCUCACGAACUAUAAACGAAAAUAGAAAUUGACGAAUGCGUAUUCUACGAAGGAUAUUAGAGGAACCAAUACUCAAGCCUAGUUGAAUUGUAAAAUACAAAGGACGUAUUUCAACCGAUGCUCAAGCGGAAGAUUACCUAAAAACUCGUUAGGACUAAAGUGAUCAUAUACAUUAUUAUCCCGAGCAACCAAUUUCGUUGCAAUAAAUGAAAGGAAAACGUAUGGAAGUAGAAAAAUCGUUUUUCAAACUGGGAACAAUUUGAAAAUUCUAUAGAGAAAAAAAAAGGUUUGUAAACCAUAAUCUCAAUUUCUAGUAAUAUAUAUAUUGGGAUAAAAUAAGAGCAGUAAUCCAGUGGCCAAAUAAAUCUAAUAAACAAUUUACAUGAAUUAAUUCGAGCACUUUAAUCGAAUGUUUCGCUGAAACAUUUCGAUUAUCUCGUAGAUACACGCGUAUUUAAGAACAUUAUGCAUUCCAAUUUGCAUUUUAACGAUGUACUUCAUAACGGAACACUUUUUACACGUGUACUAGAAGACCAACUUUUUUCAUGGCGGUGUUAUUCUUUAGCAUACGAGCCGUCGCGAAAAUAUAUACUUAAUUCGCCAAAAUACAUUUUCAAUAUAUCGUGCCAUUUUAAAGCCCACAACGUAGCAAGGGGGAUAAAAAUAAAAAAAAAAAAAAAACGAAGUUUCUAUUUAUUUCGAAUCUCUUUGGAGAAUCUCUUUCGGAGACUAUAAAUUUGUAAGAUUUUAAUUUAAUUCCCCUGUCGUUGACGAAUGUAAUUAUUCUUAACGGCAGUGUAAGAUUGUUGUAAAUGUCGUACAAUUGUAUAUAUACAUAAACGUUAUUUCUAUCGUGUUGAAGCGCCAUAUCUGUCACUGUUUACUUAUUAUUAAAGGAAUUGUUUAUAAAUCGAUA
This is a messenger RNA of Frieseomelitta varia, 4820 nucleotides long. RefSeq names its product sorting nexin-13-like. Bases 477 to 3764 code for a protein of 1095 amino acids. Gene Ontology annotation, molecular function: phosphatidylinositol binding. Gene Ontology annotation, cellular component: early endosome. The transcript is spliced from 10 exons. NCBI's taxonomy places the organism in Eukaryota, Metazoa, Arthropoda, Insecta, Hymenoptera, Apidae. The record is from RefSeq and is a predicted model, not a curated record.